AGAGUCAACUGCAGUCGAGUCGAGUGAUUUCUACCAAUGAGCUGUGAUUUAUAUGCGAUGAAUAAUGUCCGCUGUUUAGAGACGCGUAGACAGGAGGGUCUUCCCGAGCCAACUGAGCCAACUGGGUUUGUAUCAAACUCUCCAACAACACGAGCAGAAAACAUUCGCUCGUCCCGCUCGGACUCGCCUCGUCUGCCCUGACAGCGUGUGUGUGUGUGCGGAUUGGAAAGUUUGCAUCGCGGAAUCAGGAAGUUCAGUCAAAUGUUGAUGUCAAACACUAAUCUGGGUCCUCUCCGCCUGUAAGAAGUUUACUGCGCUCAAACCGUCUGGAGCUCCGAGCAUGCGGGUGAUAGCUGAAUCCAUGCCUCUGCUCUGGUGGUAGUUCAACAGUGACUCCAGGAGGAAUGUCCUACUGGUCUGUUGGCCUUCCCCAGGACUCUGGAGACACUCCCAGCAGCAUGGAGCCACAAAGCAGCCCUGGGGAGGAAAUGGGAGCCAAGGCAUCGUUGGUGGAUGCUAUGGGGGCCCGCUCUGCCCUCGCUCCGUCUCUCACGCUGGAGAACAUCCAGGCGGCGUACAAAGAAGGAGAGGAGAUGGCUGCCAGAGAGCUGAUCCAGAGAGCCUGCUGCAUGGAGUGCAGUGCAGGGGAGCCCCAGAUCAAUGGGGUACAUCUCCUGUGUGCGGCCACUCACCAUGGUGAUCUGGAGAGUGUGCGUUACCUGCUAAAAGAAGCUCAUAUCUCUAUGCCCCAGGAGCCAUCCAACAGCAACCCAGCCAUCCUGGCAGCUUACUACGGCCACACCAGCCUGGUCAAAGAGCUGCUGGAUGCUAUACCAGGUCCAUGUCUAAGGAGAGACUUACUGAACUGGAUGCUGGCCACAUCUUGCCAGCAGGGUCACCUGGAUGUGGUCCGGUUGCUGGUCCACAGCUAUGACGCUGAUGCCAAGGACUGUGCCAUCCACAGCGAUGAGUUUGCUGUUGUUACUGGACUGCCACUGUAUGCUGCUGCACGGGCAGGUAAUGAGGAGAUAGCUCGCUUCCUGCUGCAGAAUGGAGCAGGAUUCUCAUCAUACACCCUGAUGGACCAUCCAGUCUUCAGCAAACACCUCCUCAGACUCCAGCUCCAGGAAACAUCCCACGGAGAAUUGAAGGAGGCUGUCAGUGUGCGUUGGAGCGGUCUGCAGCUGCCCUGGUUGGAGCUGGAUUGGUUCAUGGAUAUCUCCUCACGAAUCACCCACCUGGAUCUGUCUUCCAACAGUCUGACUGCUCUGCCCUCUGUGGUGCCCUGGGGCCUCAUCUACCUGCAAACUCUAGAUCUUUCUGACAACUUGCUGAAGGAGCUGCCUCCUGCUCACAGCUCUCAGGAGGUCAUCUGCUCCAGUUUACAGCAGGUGAAUCUCUCUCAGAACCAGCUCACCAGUUUGCCCCCCGGACUUCUCCAUCUGAUCCACAUCCAGAGAAUUUCUGCUGGCAGGAACCAGCUCACAGUGCUGUUCGACAUCCAUGACACUACAAACUGGAUCGGCCUUCGUAAGUUAGAGGAGCUGGAUGUAUCCGAUAAUGGUCUGACCAGUCUGCCUGUGGCCGUCAUGCACUGUUUGAAAUCCCUGAGCUUCCUCAAUGUGAGCAGGAACAAACUGAGCAGCUUCCCUGACCCCUGGGCUUGUCCACUGAAGCAAUGCAAAGCUUCAUUCAAUGACAUUGAGAGUCUUCCAAACACGAUCUCCAUCUUCUGGAGGACUAAGCUGCAGGAGUUGGACUUCUCUGACAACUGCCUGAAGGAACUGCCCUCAUACAUCUUCGAACUGGAGGCUGUGGUCUCACUGAGACUGUGUGGGAAUCAUAUCGUCACCCUCCCAGCCCCCAGUAAGUGGAAGUGCUCUCAGCUCAGGACCCUUGAUCUUUCUAGGAACCAGCUUGGCAAAAAUGAGGAAGGGCCUAAAUCCAGAAGGCUGGCCUUCCUGACUACAUGGAACAGGAGAGACCCAGACCCAGUGUGUUCCAUAGAGUUUCCCAUGAUUCUGCGGGAUUCACUGGAAGUGCUUUAUCUGAACGACAACCAGCUGGAGUGUGUUCCCCAGUCAGUGUGUGGUCUGCACAGCCUCUCUGAGCUCUACCUGUCCAAUAAUCCUGGAAUCCGGGAGCUUCCAGUGGAGCUUGGUCGGCUCUCCAACCUGUGGCAGCUGGACACAGAAGACCUCAAUAUCACUAAUGUUUCCCAGGAAGUGAGAAAAGAAGGUCCUGCGUCUGUUCUGGCUUUCCUCCGCGCGCACCUUCGAAAGGCAGAGCCUUGUAGACUGCUGAAGAUGCUCCUGAUUGGCCCUCCGAGGCAGGGCAAAACGACCCUUCUUGAGGCUCUACAGUCCGGCAGGGCGUCUACCUUCACCCCCAACGAAUGCAGCAUCUCCACCUCCAUGUUGGAGCUGGAAAAACCACACGGUGGCAAAAACAACAAAGACUGGGUGGUGUUCAACGUGUGGGACAUUGGUGGUCAGGCCAACAUGUCCACUGUGAACCAGUGUUUCUUCACUGAUAAGGCCCUGUAUGUGGUGAUCUGGAACCUGGCUCUAGGAGAGGAGGCUGUGGCCAGCCUGCAGACAUGGCUGCUCAACAUUGAGGCUCGAGCACCCAGCUCUGCCGUGGUGGUGGUGGGAACACAUUUAGAUCUCAUCGACACCAAGUUUCGCACUGAGAGACUGGCCACGCUGAGAGCUUACAUUCUUGCUCUGUGCCGAUCACCUUCAGGGGCUCGAGCCCCCGGCUACCCUGACAUCACCUGGAAGCACCUGCAUGAAGUGUCCUGUAAGACGCUGGAGGGUCUGGAGGAUCUGAAGAAGCUGAUCUACCAGGUGGCUCUCACCAUGAAAGACAACAGCAGUUCAGCGUGUGGCAGUAAACUGCUCGGCAGGCUGAUCCCCAGGAGUUACCUGACACUUCAGGAAACCGUGAUGGCGGAGAAGCAGAGGCGAGAUGCUGAGGGAGAUGUCCAGUAUCUAACUGAUGCCCAGCUGGACCGCAUCAUCGAACAGAACCCAGGAAGUGACAUCAGAGACUAUGAGGACCUACAGACUGCCAUUAGCUUCUUGAUAGAGACGGGGACCCUGCUCCACUUCCCCGACACCAGCCACGGCCUGUGCACUCUCUAUUUCCUGUGUCCAGUGUGGCUGUCUGAGUGCCUGGAGAGGAUUGUACACCUCAAGUCCUCUCGCUCUGUAGCCAGGAAUGGAGUGAUCCAAGCUGAACACCUGAGGAUGCUGAUGGUAGGAACCGGCUUCACCCAGCAGACAGAGGAACAGUAUUUCCAGUUUUUAGCCAAGUUUGAGAUUGCUCUGCCUGUAGCCAACAACAGCUAUCUGCUGCCACACCUCCUUCCCCCCAAGCCAGGCAUGGACAUCCACGGGUUCCGCCAGCAGGUCAACAACACCCUACAACGCCUCUUCAAGAUGAGCUUUGUUCCAGCAGGAUUUUGGGAGCGCUUCAUUGCCAGGAUGCUCAUCAGCCUCACAGAGCUGGACCUGCAGUCGUUUGAGCCUAAAAGAAACACCAGGGCCCAGCGCAGUAGGAAUUCUGUGAUCUACAGCUUUGCUGGAACCCAGCAAAGGAGCCGCUGCAGCACAUUCAGAGUGCGGCGCAGCCAGACCAUCUACUGGAAGGAGGGGCUGCUGGUCACUUUCGACGGAGGAUAUCUCAGUGUGGAGUCUUCAGACGUCAACUGGAAGAGGAAGAAGAGUGGGGGCAUAAAGAUCAUCUGCCAGUCAGAGAUGAGGGAUUUCUCUGCCAUGGCCUUCAUCACAGACCACGUCAACUCUCUGAUCGAGCAGUGGUUCCCGGCUUUGACAGCCAGUGAGAGUGACGGGACCCUCCUCAUAGAGCAGUACGCCCCCUGCCCUCUCUGUGCCUCCUGGGCCAACAGAAGCAGCCCAAGCUCCCGCCCGGCCGGGGUUCAUUACUUCAACAUGGAGGACUGUGUGCUGGCUGCAGUGGAGAAGGAGCACAUCAUCUGUCCUCAGCAUCCUGAUCAGCCAGUCCCGCUGCAGGAGCUGGUCCCAGAACUUUUCAUGACCGACUUCCCUGCACGGCUGUUUCUGGAGAAGGCCCAGCUGGAGUACUCUGAGGAGGAGAGCAACAUCCUCGGCCAGGGUGGCAGUGGCACUAUCAUCUACCGAGCCCGAUAUUGUGACCAGCCAGUGGCCAUCAAACGCUUCCACUUCAAGACGUGUCGACAGCAGACCAUCAGCAGCGACACAGACACCAUGGUGAAACACCUGCAGUCUGCAGAUGUCUGCCGGAGCUUCUCUGAAUUUCGUCAGGAGGCCAGUAUGUUGCACUCUCUUCAGCAUCCCUGCAUCGUUUCCUUGGUGGGCAUCAGCAUCCAUCCGCUCUGCUUUGCCCUGCAGUUAGCCCCUCUGGGCAGCCUCAACACUGUGCUGAAGGAGAAGCACAAAGGCAAUGGCUCCAAGUACAUGCCCCUUGGUCACAUGCUAACCUUCAGAGUGGCGUAUCAGAUUGCAGCUGGACUGGCGUACCUUCACAAGAAGAGCAUCAUCUUCUGUGACCUUAAAUCUGACAACAUCCUGGUGUGGUCGCUGCAGGUACAGGAUCCUAUCAACAUUAAACUAUCUGACUAUGGUAUUUCUCGACAAUCCUUCCAUGAGGGGGCUCUGGGCGUUGAGGGCACUCCAGGGUACCAGGCUCCUGAGAUCCGACCAGGCAUUGUGUAUGACGAGAAGGUGGACAUGUUCUCCUAUGGCAUGGUGCUGUAUGAGCUGCUGUCAGGACGAAGGCCGGCAUUGGGACAGCACCAGCUUCAGAUAGCCAAGAAGCUCUCUAAAGGCAUACGACCAGUGCUGGGCAGUCCAGAGGAGGUUCAGUUCCACUGCCUCCACAGCAUGCUGAUUGAAUGCUGGGACACAAAGCCCGAGAAAAGGCCGGUGGCUAUGCAGUGUGUGAGGCAGAUGCAGGAGCCCAGCUUCCCCUGCCUCAGGUUUGUGUUGUCCUGUGACAGCCACUCGCAGCUCUUCCUGUCCCAACUGCAGGGAUACAGCGCUGUGUUCUGGAGCGGAGACAAGGAUGACAGGAACUACAGUGUGGUGAACGUGGAGAAGGGCCAGGUGGCGGUAAAGAGGAUGUCUUGUCCAGGCGCCAGGAUCAGCUGUCAGAUGAAGAUGUGCAACACUCUGUGGAUGGCCACCGAGGAGCAGGAGGUUUUCAUCUUCAGUCUGAAGGACAUGUGUCCACUCAGUCAACCCCAGAAACAGUUCUCCUGUCCUGCCAUCAUCACCUGCCUGUUCCCAGUUCCAGCAGGAGAACAGAGCCUGGACAGAGUGUUUGCUGGGAUGUCUGAUGGCCUGGUGGCAGUGUACAGCCUGGUGGAGGACCUUCCUCUGGAGGGGGAAACCUACCUGUGUUCACACACCAUCAACAAAACCGUGUUUGGUCUGAAGGACUCAGAUCCCAGGCAGAGACCCUACCCAGUCAGGAGCAUGGCUCUGGUCAGCAGUGGCUCCCAGUUAUGGUUUUCCAAUGGUCCUGGUUUGCUGGUCAUCGACUGUCUGAGUCUUCAGGCAGUUCAUAGGUUGGAGCCCUACGACCCGCCGUCUUCCAUCGUAUGCAUGGCAACCAGCCUUAGUCUUUGGGGAGAGGAGGCCGUGUGGACCCUGGAUGACCACAUAAACACCCUGCUGCUCUACCACGCUGCCUCCUAUGAGCUCUGUGCCAAGUACUGCUGCAGCGACAACAAUCCUCUCCGAGAUGUCUUCACUGUGCAGCAUCCUGCAGGGGUUACCACGGUGACGGCCACUGACCUCAAGACCAUGGACCAAGAAGAUAAUGUGGAACGGAAUAAUGGAGAAGUGACAUUGAUCUACAGUGAGGAGGCGGGCACUCAGAUCAUCCAGCACCAGGACUCACUGACAGACUACUGCUCCAUAUUAUCCAACUGCUCCCUGGAGCCACCGAGUUCAGACAGUGCCAGCGCCGUCGACCUCGGCUCGUCAGCCACCCACAGCAGCGCGGCAUGGUCGGCUGACCAGGAAGGGACAGGCGGUGCCAAGGACCAGCAGGCAUCCACCAAUCCUGAUCCAGACUCAGCAGAGACUGUGAACCCCACAGUGCCUCAGCUGCAAGCCUUCAGUGUGCUGCCUGUCAAUGGGACUCUGUGGAUCCCCAGGCGUGGAGGUGACGUGAUUGUCAUCGAGAUGCAGUCACAUGGUGAUCAGCUGAUGGGGCGUGUCAUCGCAGUCCUCAGUCCUCCUGGAUGUUCCUCUUUAGGGAUCCUGGAGGAGGCAGCAGUGGUGGCAAAGGACACAGUUGUAUGUGGCUUUCAUAAGGAAAACAUGGAGUGGUGCCUGUGUGUCUGGAGGGGCUGGGGCUGCCACGAACUGGAAGUCUUCUACCAGUCCUACGAGGAACUGGGCCACUUGGAGACCAGCAUGAGGAAAAGAAGGUAGCUGUUGUGCUGCGACGGCAAGGCACAGAAUCGCAGCUCUGUAUGGAGGGCGAGCUGAGGGGAAUACACGCCGACAGACUGCCAGUGUUCAGAGCAGGGGGGGUGGCCGAAUGCUGACAUCAGUGAAACGCAGGAGGGGGAGGAGGUGGAGGAGGUGGAGGAGGUCUGCCGUAAGGGCUGAGCCUCAAGCUGUGCACAGUGGUUAUAUCCCCUCACUACAUACCUCAGCACCAGUAAUGUAUUAGGAAAAAUCUGUCAUCUCCGAGCACACGUGAGAGACCAUAGAGCUGAGUCACAGAACAAAACCUACAUGCAGACUCUACUUCAUCACAGUGGGUUGAAUGUUGCAUUGUCAUGUUUCAAGAUGUAUUUGCUCUCUGGCAAUAUGACUAUGAUUUCAGUUGAACAUGUGUUGGACUGUUUGAGUCUUAUUCCAGCUGCUGCAGCUCUGUUCUUUAUUCUUUGUGUCUAUUUCAGUCUUUCUUCUUUUAACUGCUCCAGUCGUUAUGUCCUUUGCAUGGACACCGGAUGUCGGGGACAUUCUUAUGGGACAAGUACUCUCUGUUUUAUAAUGAGCUGGGAUUAAGCUGCUGGUAAACAGCUGUGUAGUAAAAAACAGACAGCAGUUUGUAGAUGGGUGGAUGACACUCACAUAAUCAGAACACAGCCUUCCUCUCUUUUCCAGUAUAUUUUAGCUUUAAACUGUGCCAUAUGAAUCUGCAUGCCAGCUGCAGCUCCCACUGUCACCAGAGUGGCCUGUGAGCAGAAAACUCACAUCUGGAUUCUGUGCAACAUGAUGCAACCAACUGGUCGUUCUCAGCUUUUAUCAGUUUCAACACUUUCUUUUAAACAAAGCUGCAUGUUGUCGUCAGACCCUGUGUGUUCCUCUCUUCCCUUGGCAUCAUAUUCAGUGGACAACCAUUCCUGAAAAUGUCCCUCUAUUAAAUAUUAGUUUUCAUUAUUCCUGGUCUGCCUUUCCUUCACAGGAAAAGAUGCGGCACGCACUGGACAUGAUGACGAAGAAAGAGGCUGGUGCAUGUGCACAUUUGACAUUAUGUAGAAAAUAAAACUAGCUCAGUGUAGCCAUGUUGGACUGUUCUUCUUUAUUAAAACAACAUGUUGUGGUUGAUUUGUUUGGCCAUGAACAGAUGCACCGGUUGUUCGAUUCAGUUAUAUUUCUGCCAGACUAACUGGCCAAGAGGUGUCGGCCCCCUCAGCGGUCAAUACAAUUCAAUCAAAUGAAUAGAAAAUACACAUGGUGUCUCCACUAGGGACCACAAGUGUCAACAAAUCAACCACAACAAUCGGCAUGACUUCAAUUUACUGCAGCCCCCAUCAGUGUUUGUAGAAUAUCAUUUUGAAGUUGAAAUCCCCAAAAUUCCUGCAUGACAUGGUGUUUGACGUUUACCAUCAGAUUAUACCACCAUGGAACAUCUGGGCUUUUCAGAAACAUUAAUGAAAGAAAACUGCUGUGGAAAAAAACCACUGUGUUACAGAUGUUAGUGAAAAAGAGUCCAUGUCACAAAUGUCUAAUGUCUAUAGAAGCUUGCUGAUAACUACUUAUAUAGCUGAACGAGUCAAAGACCUGUAAAAUGUUGUAUUGCAUCUCUCCUCUUGCUUCCUGAUCUGUUCACCCACCACCAGGCUAAAGUACAAUAUAACACCACAUCUGUUCACAUGGAUUACGUCAGUUAAACAGAUCAAAACAUCAGGAUUAUCACCAAAGAUGACUAACACAUAAGAUGCUGUAACAGAAGAUUGUUGCCGAGCUAUUGACUGCUGCAGCUCCUGUCUGCAAGAAAAACAAGAAAAAAGAGAAAAACAUGAGGAGGGGAAAUUAACCUGGAAGAAUGAAGCACACAGGACUAAUGCAAAUUUGAUCAGAUGAGGUCUGUUGGGUGAUAUAUUAAUAAUACGUCCUUUCUUUUCUUUUUUUUUACUAGAGAGAUUACAGGGGUGGCAGCAUUAAGAGCACAGGGCUCCACUAACAACAGAGCUUUGGUUGAACUAUUUGUUUAAUUGUGUGGUUCCAGUGUGAACACCGCUGUAGCAGAUCAUUACUCCCCACAUGGUUUUUAUGUAUUUAUAUGUUUAGGGAUUUUUUCGGCCUAAUAGUUUUGUUGACUUGUGGUGGAACAUUCACAGUUCUACAGUGGCCAGUCAAGAAGUGUAUAUAGUCCAUACCAGCCUCCGAGUGAGGCAGACCCUAUUUAUUUAUCAGAAUGUAUAAUGAAAGUCUAUUGCUAUAGAAGUUGUAACAAAUCUCUGUACAAUUCAGUACUGAAUAAAGUUCUUGUAAUAAA
Hippoglossus stenolepis (Pacific halibut) is the source of this 8751-nucleotide messenger RNA. It is a transcript of the gene lrrk1, whose product is annotated as leucine-rich repeat kinase 1. Lineage: Eukaryota; Metazoa; Chordata; Actinopteri; Pleuronectiformes; Pleuronectidae. Gene Ontology annotation, molecular function: protein kinase activity; protein binding; ATP binding. The record is from RefSeq and is a predicted model, not a curated record. Gene Ontology annotation, biological process: protein phosphorylation.